Ramularia collo-cygni is the source of this 1437-nucleotide messenger RNA. RefSeq lists its product as uncharacterized. The transcript has a single exon. Gene Ontology annotation, cellular component: nucleus. Gene Ontology annotation, biological process: positive regulation of transcription by RNA polymerase II. Bases 1 to 1437 code for a protein of 478 amino acids. NCBI's taxonomy places the organism in Eukaryota, Fungi, Ascomycota, Dothideomycetes, Mycosphaerellales, Mycosphaerellaceae. Gene Ontology annotation, molecular function: DNA-binding transcription factor activity, RNA polymerase II-specific; transcription cis-regulatory region binding; zinc ion binding. The record is from RefSeq and is a predicted model, not a curated record.
AUGAGUGCUCCGAAAAGGAGGGUGCCAGAAGGCUCAUGCUGGAGCUGCAAAAAGCGAAGACUGAAGUGCGAUCUCCGUCAACCAACAUGCUCAAAGUGCGAGGUCAGCUCUGUAACAUGCGACUACUCCCAAAAGCCGAUUCAAUGGGUCGGAGGUGCUGCAUUUCGCGGUCUUUUGAAGUCCAUUGGUCCUCCUCCAGUGACUGAACACAACAGCACAACACAUAAUGAUCCACAUCGCCCUCGUUCCGCGUGCAGCUCGCCGCAGCAAUCUUCAAUCUAUACAGCUAUAUCAUCGCCAAUGAUGCCGGAAUCCUUGGUUUCAUACUUUACGCAUGCAGUAUGGCCGAGAUUCCAACUAUCUGGCCAGAUCAUCUCUCUUGACGAAGAUAUGCUCGUGCAUGAGUCUGCUCUACGAGAUGCAGUCCUUGCUGUGGCACAAGCUCAUCAUCAUCUACUGUUGAAGAGCGAGGAAAGUGUCAUGGCGAAACCCGGAGGUCAGACGCGGCGGCAAGCUCGUCAAGUAGCGCUGUCACGAUUUCGCACUCGCAUAGAACGCGGUGUCGAGAGUGAAGAAGAAGCUUCUCGUCUCUUUCAAAUCGUCUGCAUGUUCUGUAUCUUGGAUGGUAUGAUCUAUCCCGACGACCAGGGCAAUGCCUCCGAACAGCAUCUGCGUGGCGGAUUCUCGAUGCUUUCCAGCUGGAGUUCGAUCCCUUUGAAGAUGCUCCUGGCUGGAGGUCUGCAAGCACAUCUGUUUAGCAUAUUUGCGACCGUGGAUCUGAUGCAUUCUUUGCUCGACGGUACCAAGCCAUUCUUUGAGCCGACCAUGUGGUUCAUGUUCGCUGGCGUCCAAGCCUGGUGGGGACGGCUGCAUCCUGGAGACCCCUUUCUAGCAGUCCUCAAACUUUACUCCGAGAUGGCUUUCCUGGGUAGCAUUGUCUAUGUUCGUCUGCCUGGGUUAGACGGACUACGUCUCGCCGAAAGGUGUUUGGAGCCUAUCUUGGGCUCUUUGAGAACAGGUCUCCCACGAUCUACGACUCCAGAUUUCACGACACCAGAAGAUUGGAACACUUUUUGCAGUCUUUAUGAAGCCAGCGCCGCUGUGUAUGUCUACAGGGCCUUGCAGAACCGACGAGUUGACGACGAAACGGUGCAGCGUAUUGUGCGCAACGCCGUGUCGUCGAUAGUCGAUCGCCCGCUGCCCGACAUGAUGGCCCAUUGCCUUAUCUUCCCGUUGUUGGUCAUUGGCUCCCACUGCCUAUAUUCGCAGGAUCAGCGAGCCAUCCUAGACCUGAUAUCCUCAUCCGCCUCAUAUCUUGCUUUCGGUAACCUCAUUGUUAUGAUGAAUUUGCUACGGGAGAUCUGGUCGCAGAGCAAUAUGAACUCAAACUGGUGGGACAUGUUUCGUCCCAUCUCGAAGAACGUAUUCCUGUUCUGA